Messenger RNA from Plodia interpunctella (Indianmeal moth), 1018 nucleotides. It is a transcript of the gene TfIIEbeta, whose product is annotated as Transcription factor IIEbeta. The transcript has 6 exons. Gene Ontology annotation, cellular component: transcription factor TFIIE complex. The record is from RefSeq and is a predicted model, not a curated record. Gene Ontology annotation, biological process: transcription initiation at RNA polymerase II promoter. Gene Ontology annotation, molecular function: TFIIH-class transcription factor complex binding. NCBI's taxonomy places the organism in Eukaryota, Metazoa, Arthropoda, Insecta, Lepidoptera, Pyralidae. Bases 80 to 961 code for a protein of 293 amino acids.
AAAAGUAACAUAUUAUAAAAACAUUAAAAAAUAACUUACUGUUGUAUUGUAAUAGAUUGUUUUGUUAAUAGAAACAAAAAUGGAUCCAGCUUUACUGCGGGAACGGGAGGCUUUUAAAAAAAAGGCACUUGCAACUCCAAGUAUCGAAAAGAAAAAGACGAAAGAAGACUCCCAGUCAAAAGAUGACAACAAGAAAAAGUCCAAAUCCUCCAGCUCAGCCAGUGCUGGGCCAAAACUGGAUGCUUCUAACUACAAGACGAUGUCUGGCAGCUCGUCGUACCGGUUCGGCGUGCUGGCGCGCAUCGUGCGUCACAUGCGCGCGCGCCACCAGGACGGCGACGACCACCCGCUGUCGCUCGACGAGGUGCUGGACGAGACCAACCAGCUCGACGUCGGGAACAAAGUCAAGCAGUGGCUACAAACAGAAGCUUUACAAAAUAAUCCAAAAAUUGAGUGCACACAUGAUGGGAAAUACAUAUUUAAGCCAGUAUAUAAAAUUAAGGAUAAGAAAUCAUUGUUAAGAUUGUUAAAACAACAAGAUCUGAAAGGAUUGGGUGGAAUUCUAUUAGAAGAUGUUCAAGAGUCUUUACCGCACUGUGAGAGGGCGUUGAAGAGUUUGGCACAAGAAAUAUUGUAUAUCACAAGGCCGACGGACAAGAAGAAAAUAUUGUUCUAUAAUGAUAAGACUGCUACAUUAGAUGUCGAUGAAGAAUUCGUCAAACUAUGGCGAGCCACAGCCGUAGAUGCUAUGGACGAUGCGAAAAUCGAAGAAUAUUUAGAGAAACAAGGCAUCAAAUCCAUGCAAGACCACGGGCCACGGAAGCCUAUUGCACCAAAGAGAAAGAAGGCAGCACAGAGAAGAAGACAAUUUAAGAAACCCAGAGACAAUGAGCAUUUAGCAGAUGUCCUUGAAACGUAUGAAGAUAACACUUUGACGCAAAAAGGUGUUUCUAUUAAAUAGCGAAUUUAGUUAUAGUAUUUAUAUGUAAGUUAAAUCAUAUUAAAUAGUAAGAAAUGA